UGAAGAUGGCGGCAGCGGCCGGGGUCGCGCCGGGCAGCAGCAGCAGCGGCGGCGGCGGCGGCAGCUCCGUCAGUUCGGCCCCGCCGGCGGCGGUGGAGGCCGUGGCUGCGGAGUGGAUGCUGGAGUUCGCCUGCUCCUGCCUGUGCCGGCACUUCGCGGAGCAGAGCGGGGCGGAGUUCUGGCGAUGGAGGGACGUUGCGCAGGCUCUUAUUAAUGGCCUCUCCCAAAUACCUCCACAUCAGAAAAAAACAGUAUAUCUCUGUCAGCUUUUGAUAAGAACUGCACAAGGAAAAAGCCUUGGAUUACAUUUUGAAAAUGAUCAAAGAUUUUCACCUUUGGAAUCUGCUCUGUCUUUUUGGACUUUACUUGAAAAGGAAGAAAUUAAACUGGAAAAGCUUCAUGAAGAUAUUCGUCGCUUGAUUCAAAUUCAGAUUGUAGCAGUCUAUAUGGAAAACAGAUAUUUCAAGGAAGCUGCUGAAGUUCUUGAAAGGCUGUUUACAGACUCUGAAUCAGAUAAGCCUUUAAGGGUGAAGCUGGCAACCAUAAUUAAAAUCAAGGAUCCAUAUGUUCCUCUUCUCCAAAACUUCAGUUACAGUCUUUUGAUAAGUAAAAUCAAGUCUUACAUUGAACUUUUCAUGAAAGAAAAUGAAACUAACUUCUUAAUACAGGAAGCCACAAAACAGGUGGCGUCUAAAGGGUUGGAAGCAACAGCAUGGCAAAACAGACCUCUGGAAGUCAAUGAAAAUGACAAAAGUGAUUUGGAAACAAAGCAAAGAUUGAUAAAAGAGGAACAGUGUAUCACAAGUCAGUCAUCCGGAGACAUAAAAAACCCCACACUAAGGAGACAUUUGGGACAGAAACCCAAAGAGAGCAGAGUUCUUCAGAAUCUUAACAACAUGAAAAAUGUGGAAAAAAAUGGAGUUUCUUUGGCUUGUAGCCGAAAAAGACAGCGAUGGACUUGCCAAGAAGACUUGGAGCUGAAAUCAGGAGUGAGGGAGUUCGGAGUGGGUAACUGGGCUAAAAUUUUGGCCCGUGGUAACUUCAACAACCGAACAAGUGUCAUGUUGAAAGACCGGUGGAGAACAUUGAGCAAGAUUGGACAAGGCUGAUUUGGACUGCUUGACCUUUCCCUAUGUAAGGACCUACUCUAUCUCUUAUUUUAGUCUCAGCACGGACAGCAGUGUUGCUGUCCUAAAACAGGAAACACAAUAGUAAUAGGUGUAACACAGUCAUGUAACCUCACUUGCUCUGGUAAUGAUGACUUAAACGUAAAGUCUGGCCUUUUAGCUACAUGCAAUAAUAAACUACCUAGAUUCUGAAAUGGGACAAUGUUUGCAGUGAUUUAAGAAAGGUCUCUUAUGUAAAUAGGAAUAUUAGAGCUGACUGGCAACAUCAUUAGCUUGAUAGAGGCUAAUACAAAGUCAAGUGUUCUGUAUUUUUAAAGGGCUGUAUCUCUUUUUAGAUUGACCUUUUCAUAAUUUUACUUCCUUCCAUAUAACCCAUUUUAAUUUGUUUUGCUUCACUUUGAAAUUUUGGUCAGACUUGUACAUCUCUGUUGUACCAAAAAGUAUGUAUUAGUACUGCUAAUUUUAUGACCUGAUAGUUUGCUGGGGUUUUUUUUCUGCUGUUUAAAAUGUGUAAAUUCAUAUAAUGUUGUACUUGCAAGUAACAAAGUUACUGGUUUAUUUGUUUGGGUUUUUUUUUUUCACAUGGAAAGGAACAGGCUUAUAUUAGCACUUAGCAUUCUUGAUUAUCUUGUGCCACCUGCCUUGUGACAAAUGACUUCUUCCAGACCAGCAGGAAAGGGAAAGCUCAAAAACACAUGGCUGAAGUGGGACUCAAUAAUGAGCCUACAGUGUCACUGAUAGCACAGCUCAUGGGACACAUCUCAUCUGCGCUCUCCACUGUCCCUGUCUGCGAUGGCAGCAAGCGAAGAUACACUUUGAUUGGGGUCACUAUCAAGGUAUCUACUGGCCACUGCAGCUGUCUUGCUCAUGGGAGAGUGGAACAGAUGGAUGAUGGCACUGUCCUGUCUCUCUGGAUUCAGAUCAUUUGGAAGGGAUUUCCACAAUCUCAGAAAACUCAUGCUUUCCACUGUCAUGCUGGUGUGAAUCUAGUGACUUGAACUAACAUAAUACAGCAUUCUUUUAAAAAUGAAAUUCCUUGAAUUCAGUUUUCUUUUUUCUUGGCUAAGGUUUUUAUUUUCCAAGAACCUUACAAGGAAAAGCACCUGUCUGAAUUGGUCAUAAUAAAACAAAGCUCUCCAAGAUAAUUUUCCCCAUGACAAAAGAAAACAUAUAUUCUUGAAGGUUGAAGUGUUCAGGAAGUAUUAAGAUAAUCUCUCUGCUUUCUGUUUUGGAGGCCUGCUUUCAUUAAGAUAAAAUGGUAAAAUACAUUUCAAAGGUUUGUUUCACACUGUGGACAGGACCUCAACCAGAUCACCUUCUUCAUUCUUGCCAAGACACACUGGUUUCUUCAGCAGGUGCUAGAAACAGUACCAAGCAGGAGUCUUUAUGUUGCAUUGAGAUGCUGCAUAUCUUAACACGGUAUUUUCUCAACCUGCAUAGCAGUCUUGCCAGUGCUCAGAUGUUGCAGGUUUCCAUGUUAAUCAUUGUAGAUGAGCAUUUUAACUAGUAGUUUUUUUACUCUUAGCCAAGGCCUUAGUCACAAAGUGUUGUUUAAGUUCAUCUGCCAGGAAAGUCACACUGUGUAUUAGUGACAUCAAGUGCUGAGGAGAUCAGUUCCUUAACAAUGCUGACUAGAUACAUGUCUUCAUGAAGGUGGCUGAAUAUGAAAGGAAGGAUAGAGGAAGGAUACUCAUGCAGUUACAGUGUAAAAAAUUGUCUAGAUGGUACCGGAGAGGAACAAAAGACCUAAACUGAAAUAAAUUUUAGCUCUCAAAAAUUUCAUUUUUAUUCACCCUUGCUAUUAAAUGUUGACAGUAACUAUUCUCAGACUUG
Molecule: messenger RNA, 2960 nt
Organism: Corvus hawaiiensis (hawaiian crow)
Lineage: Eukaryota; Metazoa; Chordata; Aves; Passeriformes; Corvidae
Gene: TERF1
Product: telomeric repeat binding factor 1
Exons: 10
Coding region: 6-1109 (367 amino acids)
Biological process (GO): telomere maintenance
Cellular component (GO): chromosome, telomeric region; nucleus
Molecular function (GO): protein homodimerization activity; telomeric repeat DNA binding
Source: RefSeq, a predicted model, not a curated record